AUGUCGGCGACAAGCGGCCAUGUGCCAACACCGCCGAAGUCCAUGUCUUCACGUCUCUUGACUAUGAAGUUUAUGCAGAGAGCUGCUGCUUCUUCCUCUCCAUCAGCCCCGACUACCACAGAUGAACCUUCACCAAAACGCCGGAGGACAGACUCAAACAGUUCCACUCCUUCGAGAAUCAAUAUCGACUCUUUGGCCGACCGGACAGCAGUCCAAGUUGCCCUUGCUUCCGAGGAGUCCAAACGUCAGGCUGCGUUGGAGAAGCAGGCUGCUGAAGCUGGGGAUACGAGAUGGGUCUUGAGCUUUGAGGAUCAGAAAAUCAUAGCAGCUUCGUCUCCCUUGGCUUUAAGGAUCGUUCAAGCAGGGUUUGCCAACAUCGAUUCUUCACCUUCAGAGAUCAGAAUCGCGGAGGAUGAUCUAGAAGACAGACCCGUUAUGGUGGGACGGCGAAGCUUUGGAAGAUUCAACAAAGCUUUAGAGAAACAACAGGACCCUUCUCACGAAGAAUCCUCCGAGUCCGAAUCUGAAGGCGAUGACGAAGACAACGACUCUUCAGAAAGUUCAAGCAGCGACUCCGAUGACCCCACAAGUAACCCGAUCAAGGCAUCCCGGCGAGAAGCAGCAGAAAGAGCCCGAGAAGAGCGAAAAUUCAAGAAGCGUGCUGAGAAGGCUGAAGCAGAAGAUAUAGCCAGGAAGAGGAGAAAGAACGACAUCAAUUUGAACGGGCUAACUUCUUUGAGCGGAAGACAAGAAAGACCUAUUCCGCCUGAUGUCAAGUGCUUCAAUUGUGGUGGCAAUCACUUCAAGAAGGAUUGCAAAGAGAAGAAAAGAAGUUACCAUGGAGGAGAUGAUGGCCCUCCACGCAAAGCCCGCAAGGCCUAG
This is a messenger RNA of Hyaloscypha bicolor E, 882 nucleotides long. RefSeq lists its product as uncharacterized. Bases 1 to 882 code for a protein of 293 amino acids. Lineage: Eukaryota; Fungi; Ascomycota; Leotiomycetes; Helotiales; Hyaloscyphaceae. The transcript has 2 exons. The record is from RefSeq and is a predicted model, not a curated record.